AUGCAAAGAGAUAUUUCUGAGCUUGACUUUUCAAAUGACGUGGAUAUACUAUAUGCUUACAAAAAUAUCAAGAAAAAUUCAAGACUGCUGAAAGAAAUUGCUCAGGUCAAGAUUUCCAGCUUUGAAUUUGGAAUUGUGUGCUUGGACACGAUUGAAUCUGCCAUUUUGGAAGAACUUGGAGAGUCCUUUGUUGACAAUGAAAUGAUAGAAUUGAUACAACAGUAUAUAAUCAGUGAUAAGAGCUUGAAGGAUAAGAACACAAGAGACGACGAUCAACCGAGUACUGAUUCAGAUCAAAACGCUGUAAAAACAUGCAACAGCGAUAAUUUAAAAGAGAAAAAUCACAACAAUGACAAUAAAUGUCAUAAAAAUGAUAGUAUGGCUGAACCAGACAUUGCAAAUAAAAGCUUUGUAAGCGUAUUGGAUGAGUCUAAGCAAAACGAAGACAGUAACGUCAAUAACGACAAAACAGAUGGCAAAAAGGCUUUGGAUGAUCCUUUGUUUCAUUGUAAACUUCUCAACAUUCUUUUGAGACCCCUGGUAAAUGUCUGCAAUAAGCAAAUAGUUGAUCUUGUUUACUAUGUGUAUAGAAAGACCGGCAUUUCCCAUUUCGACUUUCUUUUCAAUGCAUUUACAUUAGAUACACAAAAGAUUGAACUUCAUUUGCUUGUUGCAAAGGGGAUAAAGGCCAGAUCUUUUGACUUUACUGAUUUUAAGGAAUAUUUGAAAGCAGACAGUGAUCAACAAUGCGAGGCUCGAAGUAACGAGUUCAGUCUUUCCGAAGGAUCAGAUCCUAUCAUUCCCCUGCCAUUUCUGGAGCCAGAUACGGCUAAGAAUACCUCAGUUAGUUUUACCUCAAAUGAAGACGAGUCGUCAGAUGAUAGCCUCACCUCAAUAACUGCCCUUCUCUCCAGGCCAUUCAAAGAAAAAGUACUCGUAGAUCAAUCUGUGCAUCUCUCUAAGGCCAAGGAUCUUCUUCUCUCUGCCAAAUAUUCUGAUGCUAAUUUUCUAGUUGACAAUCUUUCAAAUUUCCUGUACAUAAAAUUUGAUAGGGAGAUUUUCGAGAAAUUUUUAUCAUAUUCCAAUCAUUAUUCGUUUUGUAUUCAUUUAAAUAAACUGCAAAAUGUCCCUUUUUUCUUUUAUGAACAGGUAGAUAUUAGAAAAGUACUGUCAAUCAUACCAAAAAUGCCCCACGACUCUUACAAUUACCGCAAGAGAGAUGUCUCGCCAUAUAUGCUAAAGGUUAACAGCUCUUUGCUGAAGAGCUAUCUUGAUUUUUCUCACCAUACUUUCAACAGCCUUGAAUCUUUAGAUAUAGACUAUAUUCUAGUUGCCAAGGGUCUUAAAUACUUUGUCGGCACUUACAGAUCCUGUUCUCUAUUUAAGAUCUUCUUUGAACUUCUCAGCUGCAAGAUCACGAAUGUUUCAAAUGAAAUUAAGAGUAUUCUUUUGCCCGAUCUUAGUCUCUACUUGGACGUAUUUUAUGGCAAGGCAAAGGAGAGCAACCAGCACGAAAGCAGCACAGACAAGAGUACUGAAAUAGAACAAGCGUUUCCAAACCUCAACGACCCUGUUGACAUUUUAGUUAGUUCAUACUUGAAUCCUGGAUUUUACGCGGAAAUUGAUAGACAUAUUUCCCAGUCUUUGUUAGAUGCAUUUGAAAAGAAAUCGGACAUCGAUCAGAAUGACGUUGAUGAUUUCAUUGAAGCACUCUUGUUUGAGAUUUCCCUUGAUUCUGCGUAUAAAAUUUGCAUUUUAGAGUCAAUAGAAAAGAUAUGUGAAAAAAUCAAUAACGGCAGCACUGCUAAUAUUUCUGAGUCGUUUGAUAGAAUUUUACAAAAUUUAAAGAUAUUCCCAAAGCUAAACUGGAGAUAUAAAAAAGCGUUUAUUUUAAAGGCAGACGUUCUAGAAAAGUUUGGAAUCAAACGGGAAUGGAUAAAAGAAGAAUUUAAAAAUGAUAGAGUGUUUUAUAUUAAAAAUAUGACGAAGAGUCUAUAA
Messenger RNA from Vittaforma corneae ATCC 50505, 1998 nucleotides. RefSeq lists its product as uncharacterized. The transcript has a single exon. The record is from RefSeq and is a predicted model, not a curated record. NCBI's taxonomy places the organism in Eukaryota, Fungi, Microsporidia, Nosematidae. Bases 1 to 1998 code for a protein of 665 amino acids.